AGAUCUCUAUGGCUUUUUGGGGUCAAGGUCAUGAAGGUGGCAGAGUUGGAAGCCCAACGUAAUCAGGUCUUAAGAGAGGUUUUUGGUCAUCAGAAGUUCAAAAGUUCUCUUCAGAAGAAAGCAAUUAAUUGCAUCCUAUUGAGAAAAACUGACGUGUAUGUUUCUUUACCAACUGGUGCUGGAAAGUCAUUAUGUUACCAGCUUCCUGCAGUUGUUCAUAUGGGGAUUACGGUUGUGGUUUCACCACUGAUAGCAUUAAUAACGGAUCAAGUAGCAGCGUUACGGGCUAAAGGAAUUCCAAGUGAAUCGCUGAACUCGAAAUUAACAGCCUCCGAAAGAACUCGAAUAAUAGAGGAUCUACGUAAUAAGGUACCCACAAUUAAACUGCUUUACAUAACACCCGAAGCCGCUGCAACGGAUAAUAUGAGAAGAAUUUUGAGCUCGCUUCAUAAACGAAUGCUGCUCAGUUACUUCGUCGUCGACGAAGCCCACUGCGUAACGCAUUGGGGUCACGAUUUUCGUCCUGACUACCUGAGGCUGAGUGCCCUUAGAGAUGUGUGUCCUGACGUUCCUUGGAUUGCACUUACAGCUACAGCGAAUGCAAAAGCUCAGGAAGAUAUCAUCUCACAGUUGAAGCUCAAGCAUGUUGAAACAUUCAAGGCUUCCACCUUCCGUGGUAACUUGUAUUACGAUCGUCAUUUGGCAGAAUUUAUCCUUCGCUGUCUGAAAGUUCCGAAAAACAAAACAUCUGAUGUAAUGAAAACCGAAAAAGGAUCACGUAAGAUGGUUGAUAAUAAAAGAAGUUGCUGUUUAACAGUUUUAGCACAUAUGCUUAGCAUGGUGCAUAUUCAAUGUCUAGCCUAUCAUGCUGGUUUGUCCAAUAAGUUGCGUGAUGACGUUCAGAAUAAGUGGAUGAAGAACGAAGUUCCUGUUAUAGCAGCCACUAUUGCGUUCGGUAUGGGUAUAGAUAAACCAGAUGUGAGGUUCGUUGUCCAUUGGACUUGUCCGCAGAAUUUGGCCGCAUAUUAUCAAGAAUCUGGCAGAGCUGGUCGAGACGGUCAGCGAAGUUAUUGUAGGAUUUACUAUAGCCAACCAGAUAAGGAGUUCCUCUAUUUUCUUGUGAGAAGGGAUUUGGCUCUGCUUAAGGGCAAGAAGAUAUCGGAGACUGCUCGAAAGGAACAAGCAAAAGCGAUGCAGCAUGGGCUAGAGAAGAUGGUCGAAUAUGCAGAAAUGGCUCAAUGUCGGCAUGUAUGCUUCGCAAAGUAUUUCGGUGAAGACGACCUGCCACCAUGUCGUAUGCAUUGUGACUUCUGCAAGGAUCCAAAGGGAACGAUUGCAAGAGCUGCCUGUUCUUCCACCAAAAUGAUGAAAGCGUCAAAGGCAAACCCUGAGAAUGGCGAGCUUUAUGGUGGAGGUAAACGAGGACGCGAUGACGAUGAUUACGGUUGCAACAGUUCUGACGCUUGGGAGAGAUUGGAAAGAGAAGAAGCAGUUAGGAUGCGCGAUGUUGUGCAAAGCGAGUUUGCAAAACGGCGGAAGGUGAGCGCAUUCCGUAGAUUCAGCUGCUUCUAUUGGAUCCGAGUGUUCGUUGUAGAUCGAAGGAAGACGAGAACCUGA
Messenger RNA from Haemonchus placei, 1617 nucleotides. The record is from the annotation of a GenBank genome assembly. NCBI's taxonomy places the organism in Eukaryota, Metazoa, Nematoda, Chromadorea, Rhabditida, Trichostrongylidae.